Molecule: messenger RNA, 1594 nt
Organism: Gordionus sp. m RMFG-2023
Lineage: Eukaryota; Metazoa; Nematomorpha; Gordioida; Chordodea; Parachordodidae
Product: putative autophagy-related protein 11
Exons: 9
Coding region: 49-1512 (487 amino acids)
Source: RefSeq, a predicted model, not a curated record
AGCAAUGAUGAAAAAAAUAAGUUAAAUUUUGAACUUUUGGAAUUAAAAAUGCUACAUGAGCAACAGAUUGUUGAAUAUUCAAAAUAUAUUAGUAAAUUAAAAGCUUUAUAUUCUAAGCAAAUAAAAUCUAUCAAUGAUGACAAACAAUCUACUAUUUUAAAAUUAAAUCAAGAAAUACAUCAACAAAAAAAGUGCUCUUAUGAGAUGACAAACAUAAUUGAAAAUUUACAGACAAAACUUUCUAAUUUUUUGAAAAAAAUUGAUAAUUAUGAACUUGAAAUUAAUAAAUUUAAUCGUAACGAAGUUCAUUUACACAGACUUAAAACAGAAAAUAAGGAUAUAAUUGAGAAGAAUACUAACCUUCAGUCAUCAAUAGAGUCCUUAAACAUGGAAUUACAGAAAUCUCAAAAAAAUGUCAAAAAUCAGAAUGAUAUCAACUUUGAAAUGAAUAGCAAAUUAAAACACUUGCAUGAAGAAAAUGAAGAAUUCAAACAUCAAAUAUCAGUUUUGAAUCAUAAGCUAAAUUUGAAAGACCUGCAAAAUAAAAAUGAAUUAUCAAUUUCCAAUGAAAAUUUAAUCCGCCAAAACAAUGAACUUUUGAUUCAAAAUGAGGCACUCAAAAACAAAAUUCAAAAACAUGAAAGGAUUGAUAACAAGGAAAUUGAUGAUCUAUUACAGCAAAAAUAUAAACUUAAAAUUGACACACUUCGAUUGGAAAUAGAGAAUAAGGCCAAAUAUGAAGUUGAUACUUUAAAGAGAGAAAAUGAUACGAUCAACAAAGAAAUGGAAGUUUUAAACGAUAUAAUGUCACAGCAAAGGCAAAAAUGGGAACGGGAAUCCAAACAUUUACAAAAUACACUCGACUGUAUUGAGUGUGAGAAAAGCGAAUUAAUUAAAUCGACAAAAGAAUGUGUUAUGAGAGAUAAAAGGAAACUGUUUGACAUUAUCCGAAAUCUGCAAAAGAAACUAGUAACAGAACGUUCGAAUAAGUGCAAGUUAAUGUCGAUAUUUCGCAAAAAAAUUAGCCAAAGAGAACACACUUUGAACAAUGUAACGUCUAAAUUGAACGAUGAGAACAAGGAGUUAAGAAUAUCCCUAACUCAGGUUCAACAAAAGCUGGCGGUCUUGAUAAAUCAAAACAAAAACUUGGGAACCGAAUUUAUCAAUAUUGCUCGUCAAAAUAAACAAGGCUUUCAAAUCGAUAUACGAGAAAAAGAAGACAAAAUUUUUAAUCUACAGAAAGAUUUGCAUAAAUUUCAAGAUGAAUUAAAUUUGAAAUGCGAUGAAUACAAAAAAAAAAAGCAAAUUUAUUGCAAAAUAAUAGUAAAACUACGAAAUCAAGUCAAAAAGUUACAAUAUCACACCCGAACGAAUACACAAAUUACCAGAAAUGCGAAUCCAAUCAACUCAAAUACUUUUAAGGAUAAGGUAGAUAUUUAUGCCAAGAAACCAAUCAAUUUACAUAUGAAAGAGUUACCAGUUGGAGAUAAAGUAUUUUAUACUUUACCUUAAAAAAAAUUAGUAUUUUAAAACUAACUUUGUAUAAAUUGUUUCAUUGCGAAUAUAAUACUCAAUUUUUUAGGAAUUAUAGUAU